AUGUCGAACAAACAGAAGAAACCAAAUACUGUAUUAACUUUGCAACAACGGUUGGAUAUCUUAGAAAAAUUAAGAAAAGGUAUUUCAAUGAGUAUACUCAGUAAGGAGUACGGAGUUCAUGUGCAAACCAUUCGCCGCAUCAAAGCGAAAGAAACUGAAAUAGAACAACGAAUGAUAACAUUCAAUACCGGAAAUCGAAAAACCAUACGAAGACCCGUUCUGGAAGAAUUAGAUACUCGUUUAUAUACGUGGUUUUCGGAAAGACGUGUAUUAGGUGACCGUAUUACUGAUGCACUGUUACAAUCGAAAGCAAGUGAAUUGUGCAGUGAAUAUAGUGGCGUAACAACAUUUACUGCCAGUAAGGGAUGGAUAUGGCGGUUUAAAAAGCGGUAUAAUAUCCGUUUAGCGAACAUUCAAGGCGACAGUGCUGACCCCGACGGACAAUCAGCAGAAACAUUUAUUCAACGGUUUAUGCAGCGCGUGGAAGAAGAGGAUAUAAAUCUAGACCACAUUUAUAACAUGAAUGAAACAGGAUUGUUGUGGAAGGCUAUUCCACAGAAAAUAUUAAUUGGCCCUACUGAGCAAAAAGUAUUUAAUAUUAAAAUAAAAAAAGAUCGAGUAAACAUUGGAUUAUGUGUCAAUGCAACAGGAACACAUAAAUUACUUCCGUUAUUUGUUCAUGAAUAUGAAAGGCCCAAAGCUUUGAAACACGUUAAAAUUCACGAGUUGCCUGUUGUAUACAAGUAUCAAAAAAAUGCUUGGAUAGAUUCUGUUGUAUUUGCGAAUUGGUUAGAAAAUCACUUCAAACACGAAGUGAAAAAACAUCAAAUAGAAAGCGAGACCUGCGGAAAAAUUCUACUAUUAAUAGACAACUGUAAAUCACAUUAUGUACAAACAACAAUUACGAAAUUAAAGGACGACAACAUCGAAGUUAUAUUCUUACCAAAAAUCUGUACUUCAAUUUUGCAACCCAUGGAUCAGGGAAUAAUUGCGAAGCUAAAAGGAUGUUUUCGGUAUCAGCUGUUAAAAAAAAUUCUAGACUUCCCUCAUGGAAUAAUGGAAUUCUAUUUAGAUUACGACAUUGUAGAUUGCAUAAACAUAUUGCAGGACGCGUGGACGGUCGUAUCAUCUGAAAACAUACGCAACUCAUGGAAGAAACUUUUACAAGAAAAGGUAAUGGUAGAAGAUGUACAUGACGGAGAUGCACAAGAUUAUACUUCCGAAGUAUCGAAUAUUGCAGAAACUGUACAAAGAAUAUCUCAACAGCCAACAGCUGAAACUGAGAUUGCAGAAUGGUUAUCUACUUGCGAAGAGGCAGAAAACCAAAUGCAGAAUAACGAAGAUGUAAAACCAGAGAGCAACACGAACUGCAAUCUAGUGCCGACUGAAGAAGAAAUAGACAACUCAUUUGCAAAUUUAUGUCAUGUGUGCAAAUGCAAGUUGCUGCAUUGA
This is a messenger RNA of Habropoda laboriosa, 1452 nucleotides long. Its product is annotated as tigger transposable element-derived protein 2-like. The record is from RefSeq and is a predicted model, not a curated record. Gene Ontology annotation, cellular component: nucleus. NCBI's taxonomy places the organism in Eukaryota, Metazoa, Arthropoda, Insecta, Hymenoptera, Apidae. Gene Ontology annotation, molecular function: DNA binding. The transcript has a single exon. The coding region runs from base 1 to 1452 and encodes 483 amino acids.